Schizophyllum commune H4-8 is the source of this 2862-nucleotide messenger RNA. RefSeq lists its product as uncharacterized. Gene Ontology annotation, cellular component: nucleus. Gene Ontology annotation, molecular function: zinc ion binding; DNA-binding transcription factor activity, RNA polymerase II-specific; transcription cis-regulatory region binding. Gene Ontology annotation, biological process: regulation of DNA-templated transcription. The record is from RefSeq and is a predicted model, not a curated record. The transcript is spliced from 13 exons. The coding region runs from base 221 to 2632 and encodes 803 amino acids. Lineage: Eukaryota; Fungi; Basidiomycota; Agaricomycetes; Agaricales; Schizophyllaceae.
GUGAGGGCGCCCACCGUGCAGCGAGGGACCUGCUCGCUGUCGACGGCGACGAGGACGCGAGCUGACUAAGACACGACGCUUCUGGGGGCCGGAAGAAUUAAAGCGUUGAUGUGCCACAUGCCAGACCUGCGAACGAUCUUGUCCUCUUCCACCACGGUCGAUUCGCGCUUUCUUCGUUCCCUCGGUUUGCACCCCGUAACUUCUCAUCCUGGACCUCAUGAUGAACAACGGCGAUCCGUUCGACCCGCGCCUGAGGAAGCAGGAGGAAAUGCUUGUCGAUGAACGGGCCAAGGAGGCGAAGCCCGCUGUGAAGACGUUGAACCGAGUUCCCCGUACGUGCAAUGCUUGCAGGAAGCAGAAAAUGCGCUGCGAAGGCGCCGAUAAUCCCCCUUGUCGUCGCUGCCGCAACACCGGCCUCGAAUGCCUGUUCGAGAAGCCGUCCAAGGAGGCCAGCCUGACGGGCGAGGCAGGACUUGAACGCAUUCGCAGCCUCGAAGCUCAUGUCGCGGACCUCAGCCGCACCCAGAUGGCCAUGCGCGACACUAUGUACGAGCUCGUCGCGCUUCUGCGCGGCGGGGGGCAGAUUGCGCGUUCCCCUUACCCGCAAGCGCCGUACCCCCAGCCGUCCCCUACGCUCUCGACGCCGACGGCAGGUCAUCCGCAGCCGCCUGGUUACAUGCCGCCUGUCCCUCCGACGAUGGGGCCGCCCCCUGCCGGCAUCCGUCCAGGGCAGUACCCUAUGGUGCCCCAGGCGCCGGCGGAGUACUCGCCUCAGACGCCCGUCGGCUACGCCUUCAGCGGUCCCCAGCCGCCGCCCCAAGGUCCGGCGCACGGCCCGCCGCCUGCGGGUGUUCAAGACAAUCGGCCUGUCCAGGCGGGCACAAAGAGGCCCGUCAGCGCCGACUCGAGCGACCAGGAAGACGACGCGGGUGACGAGCUGCCCGCGUCCGGGCUCGUGGCCCCGUGGGAGGUCCUGCGCGGGCUAGCGGAUGUUGCCAUUGAGCGCGCUGCCAUCGAGAAUGGCGAUGCCUCUGAUCCGCAGAAUGGAGGCAAGCCGGGAGAGGGGAGUCGCCCCGCAAAGAAGCGCAAGCUGAGGCAUAAGCAAGGUCCCAUGUUCCCCGAUGUGGUUACGAAGAAGAUCAUUACCGAGGAAGAGGCGCGCGAGCUGUUCCAGAUUUUCUAUCACGGCUGCUCCACUUUCCUGCCGGUGUUCGACCCUCACGUUGACACCUUCGAUGAACUGCACCGUCGCUCCCCCUUUGCGGUGGAUGCGAUCUGUAUGGUCGCUGCAGGAGUUAGGGACGGCGGAGGCAAGCCCAGCGAGGUUUACCUCAGGUGCUUGGAGGAGGUUCAGUCGAUCUCGUGUGCGACCCUCUUUUCGCCGGUCACUCGGUUCGAGGCCGUCCAGUCCAUGAUCUUGGUCUCUGGUUGGGCGGAGAACGGAUGGCUUAGCGGGGGUCACGCUGUCAGGAUGGCCAUGGAAUGCUCCAUGCACAAGGCCUGGCCGAAGCUUCUGAAGCGCAUCACCGCCAACAAGGUUGAUCCCGUUCAGGACAAGGACCUCGUCACGGCUACGCGUACCUGGUUUACGCUCUACCUGUUCGAGCAUCAGUUGUCGUACGGCACAGGCCGUCCUGCUGUCCUGAAGGAGGACGACAGCAUCCGCCACGGACGCGCAUUGCUCCAGCACCCGUCCGCCAUCGAGGAUGACAUGCGCCUCGUCUCGACCCUCGAGCUCAUGGUCAUCCGCGAGCGCGUGCACAACGCGCUCUCCCCUAGCGAGUCGCCCAUCCGCGAGGACGACUUCGAGACCCUCCGGAAGGCCGACCUCGACUUCCGCGCCUGGUACGCCACCUGGGACCAGGCCUUCUCCCAGAAGUAUGAAGAUGCAGCAUUCUACAGGCAAAGCCUGCAGAUCCAGCAGCUCCACGCGGAGCUGUUCCACAACGCCACGGCGCUGCGUGGCAUCGAUGGGCCGGAGGACGUGCGGAAUAUGCACCCGCUGCAGAGGGAGCUGGCUGUGCGGUCGAUCAACAUCGCGAUUCAGAUUUUGGAUAUCACGAUCAAUUCGCCGUCGUAUAGGGAGGGGAUGAGGUAUGCGGUGCACUACACGCACGUCACAGCGACCUUUGCUGGGUCGUUCCUCCUCCGCUUGGCGCGUCUCUUCCCUAGCGAGUGCGACCCGGAGUCUAUCCUCCACCAGGUCGAGCGUCUUGCUGAGCUCAUGGCUCAGAUUCCCGCCAAGCGCUAUGCGCUCACCCUCCAGCUCAUGCUCAAGAGGUCGCGCGACAAGCGCAAGUCGCUCUCGCCCUCCUCCAUGCGCGAGGCCCGUCCUCUCAUCGACCCAGCCCUCAUGCCGCCCAGCAGCCAGCCAUCCGAGGGCUCCUCGCCAACUUUCCAGAACCGCCCGCAGCAGACCGAUGCGCAGAUGCAAGCCGCGAUGCAGCAGGGAUACUAUCGCUACCCGAUGGACGCGGACCACAUUUUGGACAGGUACCAGAGGACUGCAAACGAGCAGUUGCCGGUGUGGAUCUCGGACCAGACCCUUGGGGGGCAGAGGUUCUCGCAGGAGGGCAUGAACGCGUAUCUGCUGCCGAACGAGUAUAUGCCGCCGGCGCCGCAGAUCUGGUGAAGGGGAAAAAGCUGGUCGUAAGAAGAUUGACAUCGCAUAUAGGCCGUCGCGUGCUUGAUGCGGUCGAACUUUGGUUCUCAUAACGCCCUGUUCCUUUUUCUUGUGAAACUGUGUAUUGGCUCCAGAACCUUGUCCGUAUUGCCAGCCUCCUUGCCUUGCCUUCGCCUUCGCUUUGUAUAUAAACAUAUAAUCUAUUUUCUGGCUUGCGUUGUUCGCACUUUGUUGCAGCC